This is a messenger RNA of Esox lucius (northern pike), 3166 nucleotides long. RefSeq names its product carcinoembryonic antigen-related cell adhesion molecule 5. The coding region runs from base 623 to 2470 and encodes 615 amino acids. The record is from RefSeq and is a predicted model, not a curated record. Lineage: Eukaryota; Metazoa; Chordata; Actinopteri; Esociformes; Esocidae. The transcript has 13 exons.
GACAGGCACUGAUCAGCGUGUGGACAGUCGGACCAGUACCCACCUCAAUCAGCCUCUGGCCCUGGUACUUCCCUGAGAGGAGAGUCAAGAGGAUGGGGGCUGGACACAAACGCCUGACCAAGAAUGUAGAGAAUGUGGGUCUGAAGAUGCACAUGUUGUGAGGUCACGUCUCGUCGCGUUUGGCCCAAAAGUCGUUUCCCACCGCUGUCUUAAAAGGCUGCUCCUCCGCUCGGCCACCUAAGGACCGAUGGACGCGUAUGCCUUGUAAACGACUGAGUUAUUUCCUACACACCUUCAACAAGCAAACAGAUCAAAUGUUUUCCUUAACAGUCUCUGUAGUCAAAUAAAUUAGAUGCAUGCCUCUAAUGGCCAGCAGAGGGCGCCCUUGGCCCACUUCUUCAAAUAUUUUUGAAUUCGACUAAUGGAUAGCAAUUGUCUAUUGCGUUAGUUAAAAAAACUGAUUGGAUAGCCUGCAAGUUUGUUUUCGUGUUUGAGGACGGGAUAACUCCAGGAGGGGACUAUUAUGGCUACGGAUAUGAAGAAGCUUUUUUUCAGAAUGACCAAGAACGAGUGGAUGGAUAAUUACAUUCACUGAGCUUAACGUUUGGAAACAUUAAACAAGAUGACCGGAUUGGAGCGACUCAUCUUCUUUGCCUGGCUAUUGCAAGGUACCUUGUUUCAGGACGCAGUGGACGGGACAAACUGUACUGCCUCUCAUAAGCCAACAGUAUCAGUGCAGGCAUCCAGCACAGUCCGGGAAGGCCAAAACAUAGCUCUGACCUGCAACAGCGAUGCCAAGCCGCUGCCGACCUUCACCUGGUACACAGUGCGACGAUCUUUGGUGGGCAUUGUGGGUUCCAGCAGAGAACUGAAAAUCACAAUAAUGGCAGAUGACACCAAGUUCUACUGUGAAGCCAACAACACCUGUGGCAGCCAGAAGUCUGGGGUCACUCAAAUCAAUGUCUUAUACGCACCCAAAACCACGUCCGUGUCAGUCAGCCCCUCCGGCUCGGUGAUGGAAGGCACCCUGGUGACUCUGUCCUGCAGCAGCAACGCCAACCCACCAGUGAACAAUUUCACCUGGUACACCGUAAAGGGGGAGCAGAAGACAAGGCUUGGCGUUGGGAAGGAGAUAAAGAUCUACGUGUCUAUGGAAGUCCGCCAGUUUUACUGUGAGGCCAUGAACGACCUUGGAGAAAAGAAAUCACCUCACACAGAAGUGGAUGUGUUGUAUCUCCCGAGGGACCCAGUGGUAUCAGUGAGUCCUUCCGGCCCGGUUCCGGAGGGAAGCCCGGUGAAUCUCACAUGCAGAAGUGAUGCCAACCCACCAGUGACCAACUACAUCUGGUAUUCAGAGGACGAGAGCCACGCCCCUUCUGAGAUUGGAUCUGAACAGAACCUCAUGUUGGCUAGCGCCAAUGAAGGAAAAAAUUACUACUGCCAAGCUGCCAAUCAAUAUGGGUCUGACCGCUCUAAAGGGUUCCUGCUCAACAUUAUAUAUCCUCCUAAAAACACCUCAGUAUCAGUCGCUCGUUCGAGUUCCACGUCCAAAGACGUUUCAGUGAUUCUGACGUGCAGCAGUGAGGCCAAACCCCCUGUGGAGCGCUACACCUGGUUCAGAGUGAGAGGGGGAGUGGAGAAGUCCGUUGGCGUCGGACAGAAUCUGACCUGCCACGUGGACGAUAUCAUCGACGGCGGGGAGUACUACUGCAAGGCACAGAAUCAGCACGGGGUGGACACGUCCACACCCACGGAGGUUUCUAUAGAGUUCGCUCCUCUGAUACGUCCCUCGUCCGGCUGCAUCCGCUCCAAAUCUCAGUUGAUCUGUACCUGUGAGAGCCACGGUAACCCCGCCCCCUCUGUGAAAUGGAGCAUGUCUGGCCAGCAUGUUGAAAAUUCCCUGCACACGUCCGUCAGGGAGGAGUCCCUGGGCAGAACCGGACUCAGGAGUUCCCUCAUCGUGCGUCUGUCAGAGAAAGACACGCCCACUCCACUCUGCAGCAGCGUCAACUCUCAUGGCUCCACCAGUCUGCAGUUUUGUGUCGCCUCUACAGGAUAUCAAAUGCUGUCUGUCUUGAUUGGGGUUGGAGCAGGUGCUGCUGGGAUGCUUUUGCUGGGUGUCUUGAUGUUUCUGAUUGCCAGGAGAAUGCAUACUAAGACAACCUGGGAUCUGAAGAAGGAGGAUAAAACAGACCUUAUACUAACAGACUGGACUCUGUCUCAGGAAGAAGACUCCCUGUACAUCAGUAAAGACACACUGGCCGGAAACCCGACGAGACAAGGGGCACCCCUGUCCAGACCCCAGCAGCCCAACGGCGGAGCGAAUGGGAACGGGGGGAUCAACAACGACCUCGGCUCAGACCACUACGGCCCACCCAUGGACGCCACUAAUUGUUAUCACAGACCGCUGCCACACCCCCUUGACCUCCCCCCGAGAGACAAGGAGGCAGGAGACAAAGAGGGGGAGUAGGGAGGGGGAGAUGUGGGAGAAACAGGAUAGGGAAGGGGGGGCCGGGAGCUGAGUAGGGAGGGGGGUAGUGGUGAGACGGAGGUGUGGGGGCGUUAUAGGAGAAGCCAGAGGAGGAAGAGGUGGAGACCGCUCUGGCUCUAGGGAAUUGUCUCCCAAUGUUACUGUGCGACAAAAGCCGGGGUGACGGCAGAUAUGCCCAGGGUAGGAAGCUAGUGGGAGGGUGGGGGCGCAGGAAAGGAAACUGCAACAAAGGAUUUCAGAACCUGGACCCACAGAAUACUACGUGACUGGAUUGGCUUUCUCCAGAGGAUAAGAUGGGUUUGACCGGAGAAAGUGUUGUUUGUUUAGAUUUCUGUAACUUUGUGUUUAUAAAAUCUUUAUUUAUGAUACACCCUGUUUGAUACAAUUCUAAUAUUUUUAGAGGGUCACGCCUUAACUUUGGAUGAAUCGUUCUAUUUUGGGAGGUAAAGAACUUCUAUUUUAUUGUGUUGAACUCCAACCUCCCUUCAGCCUGUGACUGUAAGAAGGAAACUGCAAUGCACAGGAAUGGGGCUGAAGGUAAAGAAGAACAAAUAUCGACCCAAUUGACCCCUCUCUCUGCAAAUGUAAUGUCCCUCCCACAGCAACAAAUCAAAUACAGAUGGACAGAAUCCAUAUACAGUACCCUCCAGAAUAAUCCCAUAUACAGUACCCUCC